AUGGCUGGCAUUAACCCCGGUGACGAGAAACUUGUCUUUGAGUCCUCUGAGGCGGUACCGGUUGUUUCGACCUUCGAUGACCUUGGAUUGAAGGAGGACCUCCUGCGGGGCAUCUACGCGUACAACUUCGAAAAGCCGUCCGCUAUCCAGCAGCGUGCAAUUCUCCCGAUCACUCAAGGACGCGAUGUCAUUGCGCAGGCACAGUCCGGUACCGGAAAAACCGCCACAUUCUCCAUCUCCAUCCUCCAGUCAAUCGACGUGACCGUUCGCGAGACGCAAGCACUCGUCCUCUCCCCCACCCGCGAAUUGGCCACGCAAAUCCAGUCGGUCGUUCUCGCGCUCGGCGACUAUAUGAAUGUUCAGUGCCACGCAUGCAUCGGCGGGACGUCCAUUGGCGAGGACAUCCGCAAGCUGGAGUACGGGCAGCACGUCGUCUCGGGCACCCCCGGCCGUGUCUUCGACAUGAUCCGGCGCCGUAGCCUCCGGACACGCAACAUCAAGAUGCUCGUGCUCGAUGAGGCCGACGAAUUGCUCAACAAGGGCUUCAAGGACCAAAUCUAUGACGUUUACCGGUAUCUCCCUCCGGCGACCCAGGUCGUCCUGCUGAGCGCGACGCUCCCCUACGACGUUUUGGAGAUGACCACAAAAUUCAUGACCGACCCCAUUCGGAUCCUCGUCAGGCGUGACGAGUUGACGCUGGAGGGCAUCAAGCAGUUCUUCGUGGCGGUAGAGAAGGAGGACUGGAAGUUCGACACCCUUUGCGACCUGUACGACACCCUCACGAUUACUCAAGCCGUCAUCUUCUGCAACACAAGGAGAAAGGUCGACUGGCUGACGGAGAAGAUGCGGGCGGCAAACUUCACGGUGUCAUCCAUGCACGGAGAGAUGGCCCAGAAGGAGCGCGACGCUAUCAUGGCAGAGUUCCGCAGCGGAACUUCCCGUGUUCUCAUCACCACUGACGUUUGGGCGCGUGGUAUUGAUGUGCAACAAGUGUCCCUUGUCAUCAACUACGACCUCCCCGCAAACCGUGAAAACUACAUCCACCGUAUCGGUCGGUCAGGUCGGUUCGGACGCAAGGGUGUUGCUAUCAACUUCGUGACUGUGGACGACGUCCGUAUUCUCCGCGACAUUGAGCAGUACUAUGGUACACAAAUCGACGAGAUGCCCGUCAAUGCUGCAGAACUCAUCUAGGUUAUCGCUUGCUAUGUAUAUUUUAUACCUGUACAGUAUUCACGUCGGGAAGUCCUCCUUCUAUUCUCUUUCCGCUGAGUGCAAUGAUAUCACGAGCUUUGGACU
Messenger RNA from Trametes versicolor FP-101664 SS1, 1296 nucleotides. Its product is annotated as DEAD-domain-containing protein. Gene Ontology annotation, molecular function: mRNA binding; ATP binding; RNA helicase activity. Lineage: Eukaryota; Fungi; Basidiomycota; Agaricomycetes; Polyporales; Polyporaceae. Gene Ontology annotation, cellular component: nucleolus; catalytic step 2 spliceosome. The coding region runs from base 1 to 1191 and encodes 396 amino acids. The transcript is spliced from 9 exons. The record is from RefSeq and is a predicted model, not a curated record.